AUGGAUCAACAAGGCCAAUCCGGGGUGCCCGGCCCCACUGGUCGCAAGCUCCAUAUUGCUCACCGGAGAAGUCCAUCUGAGCUCACUCCCCUCAUGAUGGAACAAUUGGCAAUUCAGCAACAGAUCGAGCUGCUUCAGCAGCAGCAGCAACAAAUCGCUGCAACACAUCAACAAUAUGUGAACAUGGGCCUUCUACAACCCCAACAGCUGAACCAGGUUGGCGGUUCCUUUCCUUCCAUCCAAGGCAAUGCUUCCGUCGGAGGCGUGUCUCCUCAGCUCAACGCUUUUCAAUUCCCGCAAUUGGCUCAGCAGCAAUUGGGUGUGCCCGUGAACACACAAUCCUCCCACCGCCGCAAUCAGUCCGCACUCCCCGGUUUGGGCAUGGGCGGCCCGCCUCCAGCUCCGUCCUCGGGUGCCUCCGGGUACUCGGAAUUCAACCAACAACACCAGCCACAGCAGAGCAAUCAGAGGAAUGAGGGUGGUGGUCAUGGUGGCCGUGGUCGGGGUCCCCCAGGUGGUGGCCAUCAGCGUCGUCACUCUUUGGCACUGCCAGAGGCCAAGAAGGCUGCGGAACUCGCCCAGCAGAAGAGAACCGCAUCUGGCUUCCAGUUCCCCGGCCCAAGUGCUGGUGGCAAUGACGAGAACACCCCGACCUCCGAUGGCAAAUCGACACCAAGCGCUUCGCACGCUCCUCAGGGUCUGGGACUUCAGCGUGCUGGCAACCUUCGGGCCGGUGGCGGUCAUGGUCGCAGUCAAUCUAUGGCAGUUGGUGGCAACCGUGGCUCUCUUUCCGGUCGCGGUGCUGGUGGAUUCCAAUUCCCUGAUAGUGGUCUUGGUCCCUUGCCGGAGAACCAACGGCGUGGUAGUACACAGGGCCAUGCCCGCUCCUCGUCCCGCAACUUUGACAGCAAUUGGCGCCAACCGCAAAACCAGAACCAGGAUCAGCAGAGAGCGGGCUUUGGUCAGCAAGGUAGUUCCUUCCAGCCUGGCCACCGUGCUCGCGCGUCCAUGAACCAGUCCGUCGGCUCCAUUGGCCAGUUCCAGUACCAGAGCCAGCCGCCGCUCCUUCAGCUUCCCCAGGGACAAGUUGUUAUGGCUCCACAGGUAUUUGGUGGUCAGCAGCUGAACCCUCUUCAGCUUGCCCAACUGCAAGCCCUGCAGCAGCAGAAUGGACAACUGAACGGUCAGGGCUUGGGCCUCCAGGCCAGUCAGCACGCACCCCAGCAGCAACUGUCUGCUCAACAGCAGCAGCAGCAGCAGCAGCAGCAGCGCAAGACGCUCUUCACUCCUUACCUUCCCCAGGCAAACCUGCCGGCUCUGCUGAGCAACGGUCAGCUGGUUGCCGGUACCCUCCGAGUCAACAAGAAGAACCGUUCCGACGCCUAUGUCACUACCACCGACUUGGAUGCCGACAUCUUCAUCUGCGGAAGCAAAGACCGCAACCGUGCCCUUGAGGGUGACUUUGUUGCUGUCGAACUCUUGGACGUUGACGAGGUGUGGUCACAGAAGAAGGAAAAGGAAGAGAAGAAGAAGCGCAAGGACAUCACGGAUGCCCGCUCUGGUGGCAAUGGCGGUGACAAGCUGUCUCGCUCGGACUCCGGCGCCAAUGGAGAGCGACAGGAGGUCGGGCCUGAUGGCAGCAUUCGUCGCCGUGGCAGUCUCCGUCAGCGACCCACCCAGAAGAAGAAUGAUGAUGUUGAAGUUGAAGGCCAGAGCCUUUUGCUGGUCGAGGAAGACGAGAUCAGCGAUGAGCAGAAGCCGUUGUAUGCUGGCCACAUCGUGGCUGUAAUCGAACGCAUCGCAGGACAGAUGUUCUCGGGAACUCUGGGUCUUCUCCGUCCCAGUAGCCAGGCGACGAAGGAGAAGCAGGAGGCCGAACGACAAGCCAGAGACGGCGGUCACGGCCGCCAUAACGACCGCCACCAGGAGAAGCCCAAGAUUGUCUGGUUCAAACCCACGGACAAGCGUGUCCCGCUCAUUGCGAUUCCUACCGAGCAAGCUCCUCGCGACUUCGUCGAGAAGCACCAUGAGUACGCCAACCGCAUCUUCGUCGCUUGCAUCAAGCGAUGGCCCAUCACCUCUCUGCACCCCUUUGGUACCUUGGUUGAGCAACUCGGCGAGAUGGGUGAUCUGAAGGUGGAGACCGAUGCCCUUCUUCGGGACAACAACUUCGGCUCUGACGAGUUCUCCGAUGCGGUUCACAAGAGCAUUGGCUGGGACGACUGGUCAGUUGCUAGUGAGGGCGAGGCACUUCUGGCCUCGCGUCGCGACUUCCGUGACGAAGUCACCUUCACUAUCGAUCCUAACGGCACCCCGGAGCUGGAUGAUGCUAUCCACGCUAAGAAGGUCCCCGACGGAAAGGUUGAGAUCGGUAUUCAUGUCGCUGAUAUUGCCCACUUCGUCAAGGCCAACUCUUUGGUGGACAGAGAGGCUAAAAAACGGGGAACUGCCGUCUAUCUGAUGGACCGCCUGGUGAACAUGCUGCCACCGCGCGUUUCCACGGAGCUCUGCUCGCUGCUUCCUGGUCAAGAGCGCCUGACGGUCAGUGUGGUGUUCAGAGCUAACCCUGAUACCGGUAUCGUCGAUGAUGACGUGUGGAUCGGCAAGGGUGUCAUCAAGAGCUCUGGUAGACUGGGCUACGAUGAGGUUAAUGCAAUCAUCGGGGGCCAGAACGACAUUUCGGUGCCUGGUAUUACCGCUGAUGACAUUCGGGCCUUGAACGGCCUUGCCUCGAAAUUCCGCGAAGCAAGGUUUGGUCACCGUGCUUCCAACUUGCCACCUCUGCGUCUGCUGUCUCAGUUAGAUGACGAGAACGUGCCUGUUGAGGACAACAUCUUCGAUGCCUCUGCGGCCCAUGAGCUGGUUGAGGAGCUGAGUCACAAGGCCAACUUCUUUGUUGCCCGCAAACUGGUGACUGCCAUGCCUGAAAAGGCACUCCUUCGUCGCCAGACUCCGCCAAACGCUCGCCGUCUCCAGGCCUUCGUCGACCGGAUGAACCGACUCGGAUAUGAAAUGGACGCUACCAGCAGUGGCAGUUUGCAGAGCAGUGUCUGCAAGGUGUCGGAUGUUGAAGUGCGCAAGGGUAUGGAAGUGCUUCUCGUCAAGGCCAUGCAACGCGCGAAGUACUACGUGGCAGGCACUGUUCAGGGUGAGCAGCGCCAGCAUUACACUCUCAACCUUCCCUUCUUCACCCAUUUCACCAACCCCUCGCGUCGCUAUUCCGACAUCGUUGUGCACCGUCAACUCGAGGCCAUUCUCUCUGAUGGUGCCAUCGAAUUUACGGACGACUUGGAGUCCCUCAACAAGACCGCGGACCUUUGCAACAACAAGAAGGACUCGGCACACAAUGCUCAGGAGCAAAGCGUCCACAUUGAGGCCUGCCGUAACAUGGAUAAGGAACGACAGGCAAUUGGUGGCGACCUGAUCAGUGAGGGUAUCGUUAUCUGCGUCUACGAGUCCGCGUUUGAUGUCCUCAUUCCGGAGUACGGUUUCGAGAAGCGUGUCCACUGUGAUCAGUUGCCAUUGAAAAAGGCUGAGUUCCGCAAAGACUCCCGUGUUCUUGAGCUCUACUGGGAGAAGGGUGUUCCGUCGUCCGCGUACGUUCCCGAAGAUGAACGUCCUAAGCCCGCGAACGCCCGUGCUGCCCAGGCUGCUGCAGCGGCUCGUGAAGCCGAAGCUGCCAGGGAGCGUGCUCGCGAGAGGGACGAGGCCAUGCGCAAGCAGACUGAGACCGGAACCAUGUCCGCAGACGAUGUCGAUGCGCUCUUCGAUGAUGACGACGAUAUGUCCGAGGUCACUGAGAUGGCGGCUGGUGUGUCGUUGAACAACAACAGUAACUCUGCCGAGCGCCCGACUCAGAGCAUGCCCCCUUCGCCAACUCACAACGGCAAUGGCCAGCAGGGUCCUCACCGCACUCGCUCGGACCCGAAGAUGGCGACAAGCGCCGGUGACGCUCCGGAAGCCAAGUUGACGAACAAGGAGAAGUACCUGAACUUGUUCAAGCUCAGGGAAGAAAACGGAGAGUAUAUUCAAGAUGUCACAGAGAUGAGCCGCGUUCCCAUUAUCCUCAAAACCGAUCUGUCCAAGAGUCCUCCUUGCCUCACUAUUCGCUCCGUGAACCCUUACGCUCUGUAA
This is a messenger RNA of Aspergillus chevalieri, 4134 nucleotides long. RefSeq names its product mRNA-binding translational repressor SSD1 (gene ssdA). The record is from RefSeq and is a predicted model, not a curated record. The transcript is spliced from 3 exons. Gene Ontology annotation, cellular component: exosome (RNase complex); P-body. Bases 1 to 4134 code for a protein of 1377 amino acids. Gene Ontology annotation, biological process: mRNA catabolic process. Gene Ontology annotation, molecular function: 3'-5'-RNA exonuclease activity; RNA binding. NCBI's taxonomy places the organism in Eukaryota, Fungi, Ascomycota, Eurotiomycetes, Eurotiales, Aspergillaceae.